AUGGCAACGAAUCUCCCUCCACCGGCCGGCUCCCCGCCUCAGAGUGUGGAAAAGAUCACUCAAAUAGCUCAAGAUUAUGAAUACAACCCCUCAGUGCCCCUCCGAUAUUGGCUGCGGACUGCAGCAACGCUCGCUCACAUUUACGAACGAGAAGGACAUGACGAGCAGACCUAUCUACUUUUAUUUCGACACGCCCAGCUGGUACUGGUCCAUCUGACCAGUCACCCCGAUGCCAAAGAUGAAGCAAACCGCAAAGGCUUAAUGGAGGCCGAGAAGGAAGUGAGCCGGAACCUCAAAAAACUGGAGACCCUGAAACCCCGCAUCAACAAACGUUAUGAACGCUACACACAAUUGAUGCGGGAUCGCCAAUCUCACAGCCCGCCUCGUGGAGCGGUUCAUACCUCUCCCAGCGACCGACAGCCGCAUGAUCCAGCCCUGGCGGGAGUCGCCGAACCCUUAGAGGCCGGUGAAAAUCGAGACUUGGCCGUGAAGUUGGCAAGGACCGAAAUCAGUCGACGGGCCACCGUGCGGAAAGCCUUCCGGCAGGCAGGGGUGUCCCCGGAGGAAGAGAAGCAGCGCCGGGCGGCCGGUGUCUGGGGGAAUUGGGAAAGUGCCUUGCAUCAAAACGGUGCGGAUGCCGACAAUGACUUGAGUCGGCGGAUCCAAAAUGUCCGGGUCAAUAUGGGCGAGGGACAACGGCCAGACCACCGCGUGCCAACCGCAAAACAAUCCAUCGCUCUGCCACCGUCAACGACAGCCGCCACAUCGGCCUACAAAUACCCGACCGUGCCUCGCCAGAAACCUCUGGAGUAUUCGCCGCCUCCGCCCCCCAAGGCCUCUCGUGACGGGAUACGCCCCCUUGAAGCGCCUAUACUUCCUCCCAAGGAGAGUUUCGAACCCGCAUUGAAGAGACCGUCACCACCUCCCUUGCCUGACAAGAUAUCUUCAGUAAUUACAACCACCCCGCCUGUUCCAGCGAAAACGCCGCCGGUGGCGGGUAAUGAUGCCCACCCUGAGCUCAAUCCCUCCAGCUUCACCUUCAAGCCGUCUGCCUAUCUCGAGAACGGCACUCCUCUCCGUACGGUCUUUCUACCGCCAGAGCUACGGACUCGUUUCUUAGAUUUGGCCUCUUCGAACACACGGCGCAACCUGGAAACCUGUGGUAUCCUCUGCGGGACACUGAUCUCCAACGCUUUGUUUAUCUCAAGACUCCUCAUCCCAGAGCAAACGUGCACGUCAGACACGUGCGAGACCGUGAAUGAAUCGGCAAUAUUUGACUACUGUGACUCGGAAGAUUUAAUGGUGCUUGGCUGGAUCCACACGCAUCCGACGCAGACAUGUUUCAUGAGCUCGCGAGAUUUGCACACCCACUGUGGAUACCAAGUCAUGCUGCCCGAAAGCAUUGCUAUCGUUUGCGCCCCCAGUCAAACACCGGAAUGGGGUGUCUUUCGACUGACAGAUCCCCCGGGCCUGAAGUCGAUAUUGAGCUGUACACAGAGUGGAUUAUUCCAUCCUCAUCCCGAAACUCAUAUCUACACCGAUGCCCUUCGACCGGGGCAUGUUUUCGAGGCUAAAGGGCUGGAGUUUGAGACGGUCGAUCUACGGCCUGAAGGAUCAUAG
Aspergillus affinis is the source of this 1620-nucleotide messenger RNA. RefSeq names its product putative endosome-associated ubiquitin isopeptidase (AmsH). The transcript is spliced from 2 exons. Gene Ontology annotation, molecular function: K63-linked deubiquitinase activity; protein binding; metal-dependent deubiquitinase activity. Gene Ontology annotation, cellular component: endosome; membrane. The record is from RefSeq and is a predicted model, not a curated record. Lineage: Eukaryota; Fungi; Ascomycota; Eurotiomycetes; Eurotiales; Aspergillaceae. Gene Ontology annotation, biological process: protein K63-linked deubiquitination. Bases 1 to 1620 code for a protein of 539 amino acids.